This is a messenger RNA of Suillus subaureus, 540 nucleotides long. RefSeq lists its product as uncharacterized. Gene Ontology annotation, molecular function: dynein intermediate chain binding. Gene Ontology annotation, cellular component: cytoplasm; cytoplasmic dynein complex. Gene Ontology annotation, biological process: microtubule-based movement. The transcript is spliced from 5 exons. The coding region runs from base 88 to 447 and encodes 119 amino acids. NCBI's taxonomy places the organism in Eukaryota, Fungi, Basidiomycota, Agaricomycetes, Boletales, Suillaceae. The record is from RefSeq and is a predicted model, not a curated record.
CCUCUGGCCCAAACAACGUUUGCUACCCAAAAUGUAAUGCCCUGAACCACUGAUCCAGUCAAUCUGCGCGCUUGAGCCAGUCACACGAUGGCAGUACAAACCAUAACAGCUACGACGAGCACAAACAUCACAGGUGCUACACACAAUUCUACACUCAGCAUUAUGCCGCCAGAGCUCGAGCAGACGCUCGCGCUUCUAUCAUCACAUCGUUCAGUCCUCGGAUACCUGCUGCUCUCGCGUGGAGACCAUGGAGAACAGGGGAAGAAGUAUGCGAGCGUCAUAGGCAAGAUGGUGGAGAGCGUGCAGGCAGGUUUGGAGGAAGUGAGCGGGUCAGAAAAUGAUGGAGACCAGAUUCGCUUCAUGAGGAUACGGACCAAACGUCAUGAAAUCAUGAUUUCGCCUGAUGAAAGAUAUCUCCUCGCGGUGUUGCAUGAUCCCGCUUCGUAAAUUUACCUUUCUAUCACAUUUCUUACAUCUUUAUGUUUAUCUUACGACUGUAUCGGUAGGAUCUCUUGGCAAUGCAGGCCUUUGAGACCGCUA